CAUCGAAACGCAACACAUUGCCAUACACCAUUCCGUUUCUUAUCAUUCUUCCUUCUCUCAACUCAACCCAUCUUCCUCACCCACCACAAAACCAAUCCAAAGAUAUAGGGAAGUAAGGAGUUAGAGUUAGACCCUUUUUUGGUCUGAAGAAGGAGACAUUAGGAGAAACAUGGAAAUGAUGGCAUACCAGUUUUCUCGGUUACCUUACCUGGAUUCACUCAAACUGCUCGAGGCUGAUAUACAGCAUGCAAAUGCUUUAGCUGCUGCAAUUCCUAGAGCAAAGGGUGGGACUCUUCUCCAAAUGAAAUUGGUUUGCAAUCACUUGGCUCCUGUCUUUCUGUUGUUGCUGCAGUGGAUGGAAUGUUCUUGUACAUGCUUGCUACACAGAUAUCUUGACCUCUUUCACAUAGUUGUAUACAAGGUACACAAUGAUGGUAGAUCGAAUAUGACUUCUCAUGGAAGGAAAGCAACCAUCAGGGACUUUUAUGCCGUCAUACUGCCAUCUCUCCAGCGGCUUCAUGAUAGCGUGGAGAAGUUGGACAUUUGCAAGAAAGGGCAUUCUAGCAUAGAUGGUUCAUGUUAUGGCAAGAAAAUGAUUGAAGGAGAUGGGAAACUAAUCAAUGUCGAUUUGGAAAGGGAAGAUGAAUGUGGAAUAUGCUUAGAGCCUUGCACCAAAAUGGUUUUGCCUAAUUGCUGUCAUGCCAUGUGCAUCAAAUGCUACCGAAAGUGGAACACACGAUCAGAGUCUUGCCCUUUUUGCCGUGGUAGCUUAAGGAGAGUUAAUUCUAAGGAUUUAUGGGUACUCACUUGUAAUGAAGAUGUUGUAGAUGCUGAAACAGUUUCCAAGGAAGACUUGUUGCAGUUUUACCUUUAUAUCAGCAGCUUACCUAAAGAUAACCCGGAUGCACUUUUCAUAAUGUAUUAUGAAUACCUCAUUUGAUAUAUUAUUUUUUUACUAAAUAAGGAGAGAGAAAAAAUGUACAGAUAGGGAAAUCCGGACUGCAAAUGUGAAUAGAGUCUGGUAAGAAAUAUUUCUGAUCAUGUAAGGCACAGCUCUGCUGAGAUAAUGUUAUGGAAUUUAACCUUACCUUGUGAUGUAUCUCCAUUGUAGACGUAAUAUAGAUUACUAUUACAAUUUA
Cajanus cajan (pigeon pea) is the source of this 1139-nucleotide messenger RNA. Its product is annotated as E3 ubiquitin-protein ligase AIRP2. Lineage: Eukaryota; Viridiplantae; Streptophyta; Magnoliopsida; Fabales; Fabaceae. Gene Ontology annotation, molecular function: ubiquitin protein ligase activity. Gene Ontology annotation, biological process: protein ubiquitination. The record is from RefSeq and is a predicted model, not a curated record.